Spirodela intermedia is the source of this 3494-nucleotide messenger RNA. NCBI's taxonomy places the organism in Eukaryota, Viridiplantae, Streptophyta, Magnoliopsida, Alismatales, Araceae. The record is from the annotation of a GenBank genome assembly.
AUGGACUGGGCUUCUGAAAUCUCUGCAACUUUUCGCUCCUUCGUCUCGGUGAGGAGGAGAUGGAAGACUCAAGGAAGAAGAUGGCUCCGGAUCCCUCCUGCUGCGACGCUGGAGGCCGCCAAGUAUCGGUGCCUCUCCCUCCGCCGACGUAUCGAGCGUGACCUACCUCCAUCUAAGCUCUCCGACGCGUGCCGGCAGACCCUGCUCAGGCUUCUGAACGCCGAAAUCAGAUACCUCUCCCGCCUUUCUCCUUCAGAGCUCUCCUCCCCCUUUAGGUUCUCCCUCUCUCUCUCUCGCCACAUAUCUAUAUAUAUAUAUAUCUGCGUUGUGAUGUUGUGCUUCGGAAAAUUGAUGAUGGAUUAUGAACAGAAGUUAUUGCAGUUUGAACGUAGGUUAUUUGGAAUCCGUCGUUCAGGUCAUCGAACAGCCUUCUGUAGCGGGAGUAUCACGCGUAUGUAAGCCCGUUGGACCAUCACCGCCUUCACCUUCGUUACCACAGGUGGACUCGAAGCCAGUACAUAUUGAUAUCGUGUGCACGCUCUGUCAGAAGCCUGUCUGGUUCCUCGUUUCCGACAGAAAUCCCAAGUUCAUCACCUGGAUGGGUUCUCAUCGGAGCGAUGACGGAUUAAGGGCGAGGGUGGAGCGAGUCAUCUCUGUUGCACGCUCCACAGUGUCCCUGAAGCCAGACUCCAUUGUCCUCUUCUUUUCCAAGGGGCUGACCGAGACCAUUUCCAAAAAUCUGGUUAAUGAUUUCGGAGCGUCAGAGUUGGGGAACCAGUUUUUUUUUCCAGAGUUCCGUACUUUUGAAGAAUUAGAAUGUGGAUGGAUUAAUGUUGUUGGACCAGGCAGUUGCGCAUUUGAGAUUAACAUUGACGCAGGCAGUAUUAUAAAUCGUUCUAUCAUCAAAGUUUCUGAGGGAGGGUGCAGGGGAGGUGAGGAUGCUUUGGAUUCAAGCAGCGAGUUCUGGCAUCUAAUGUCUUCUCUGAAAGAGGCUUCAGGUGACACAUCGAAUGAGCGACUGAUAAAUUUUGAUACAACAGCUUUGAUUGCCAUCGUAUCUGGGAUAAGCAAUGGUGAUACUGAUCGCCUGCUUAAGACAGCAGAGGUUGACUUGAAAAGGCAGUUUAAGGGCAACUAUGAAUUUGUUAUGGCACAGGUGUGUGGCACUUUAAUUAGAAUAGUAUGAUUGCUUAUCUUGAAUACAAUGGUACUGAUAGGUUUUUGACGAAGCCCACUGAUUGAUGGUGCAUUCCUGCUACCGGGGUUAAUUUACAAGAAACACAUAAUACGAAGUCAGUUUUUCUGCUGUAUUAUUGAAUUGAUUUGUAGAACUUAAUGGUCACUCAUUGUGCAAGGAUUUGGGCUUUUGGUGAAUAGUUUUAUGAUACCAGCACAAAGUUUAGUGUGUUUGGUUCAUUUGUUUACGGCCCUCUUCAUCUUCACUCAGUUGCAACUACCUUUAAUCCUGGUCUCGGUCAUUUCUACUUUCAGUGCCGGUGAAACAGAGUAGAUGCAUCUUAGGUCGUGAGAAGUGACAUGGUGAAAAAAUAGGGUUUUGGAGAUGAGAGGAAUAGAGUGCAGAACCCUUGGCUAGGAUGAAAUAAGCUGCUACUUGUGGACUUACGUGGGUAUGGUCAUCGGAGCUUGACCCUAGAUUUCAUAGGUCGGUAACUGGAGGGAUGUCACUGUGCUUUUGUUGCUCACAUUGAGCCGUAUUUUUAGACGUCCGUAACAAAAUUUUGCGUGUCUUUGAAACCUUGAAAACAUCAUCCUUUCAAAUAUUGCAUCCUUAUUAUGACGCUUUCUCUUACUACGGUGUGUCAGAUGGUUAGCGACUUGCAUUCAACGAUUUGUAGGCUCAUUACGAACACUGCGAACAAUCAGGACUCAAAAUUUUGUUCUAUGAUUAGGGGCAGUAUUUAAAUGUAUAUCUCUCUGAAUAUGUAUCCUAAUGAUAUCCUUGAAUUUUGCCUUUCUUUUGUUUGAGAGAUAACUCUAUUUAGCUAAUAUAUGAUACUGGGGAGGACUCAUUAAUUAAAGUCAUUUUUCAUCUAGUGUGUUCAUUUUUUUAAUCAUAUAUAUGCCAUAAGAUUAAUCUUGUCUUUGUACCUCGCAAUCUGCUCAUUUCUCCUCUUUUUUCCGGAAAUUUACGCACAUUCUGCUGACUAGCUUCUUAAACAUAACAGGACUAAUGCAGCAUGUUUUCCUAACAAACACCUAGUUUUAUUCCAGGUGAUGUCAGAACUUCGAGACCCCAUUCUACCUGAAUUCAGUGAUGUCAUUACUGGAAAGAAAGGUAUUAUUUGUGAAAGCGUUCUCUCUGAAUUCAAGGAGCUUGUGUCAAUAUGUGGAGGCGUGGACGAGAAAGCAAGAGCAUGUCAACUGCUUCAAUCACUCCUGUAAGUUGACUUUCCUUAUCAGAUAACAACAUCUCAUGGCUUGCAUUAGUGAUACGACGUAUAAACCUGUACCAAAGGAAGCGUGAAACACAGUAUGAUAUGAUUUUUCCUUUACUAUUCUGGUUUAUAAUGGAAGCUAAAGAUUCAUGCUCGUCUAUCUCUGUGAACCACCACGUGGCUGGGAUGCUGCGCUACCUAGAUAAAGGAUUGUCUGCUUUUAUACUAUGAAGACCAGCUUGACAGAUCAAUAUUUUCCGAACCCAAAUCUUGGAUCAAAGCGAACUGAUCUAGGCUGAAAUAUGAUGAAAUCAAUUGAAAUCAUCCGAUUUCAAAUUAUUUUACCGAAUCCUUUGAGAAGUACGUUCAAUGGUGAGAAAAAUACUUCAACCACAUGAAAGAAUGGUUCCAUUUAGACUCUUCAAUUUUCAGAUAAUUAGGGUUCCGUUGCUCCAUUCAUCUGAACUGCUACUCACUCAAUGAUUUCCUAGCUUAAGCUUAUAGAAUUUAUUUCUUCUGCAGAUGAAAUUUAUAUAUAAGGAGAUUCCCCAAUGCAGGCUUCCUUGGUAACUUUUGGGUAUUCAAUUUCAAACUAUUGCGUUUUUCAAGAAAAUCACUUAAGAAAGAGGCCCGAUUGCUAGGUUGAGGGAUUUCUUCUCCCUAUAGUUCCUAGGGCAGCAACAUGGGAAUAUGACUCACAUAAUGGCAAAUUUGCAAAAAAAAAAAACUUAAACUUUGUUUAUUUUCUCCUUCAUCACCGCAAAAUGAUUUUUUUUCUGCAGUUGUCCCAAUUUUAUUUUAUUUUUUUGGGAAAUUAUUUAUCCCUGCUCAUCAUCAUUUAUGGGAUGCGUAUCAUCUGCCUCUGCUGAUUAUAUAUAUUUUUUGGGCAGAGUGGUCUCAGAUAGCCCAUCAGCGCGUGUUUCUGCUCUUCCAACCACAAGGAAGCUCGCAGUGAAGAACAAGACUAUAUUCGGAACGGGGGAUCAUUGGCGUGCUCCCACAUUAACCGCAAAUGAGGGUUUUGUCAGAGCCAUUUCCCAAAGCGGGAUGUCUUUAUUAACCAUAAAGCACAGACCCCGUGCACUGAUUGGUGAUUAG